AGUUGGCCUGAAGAUCUGGCGUUCCCUGUUUUCUCAUUGAGCCCUCCCCUUGGCCCGCGCGCCUUCUGCUCUCCUCCUGCGCGCUGCUGCCUGGGAGGGGAUCGGGUUAAGGCUGCAGGGGCUCAGCUCUGCUCACAUGGAUGGGACAGAGACCAGACAGUGGAGGCCAGAGGAGCUGGCUCUGCCACAUGCCUUCAGCCCUGGAAGACUCUCUGGAGCCUCAGAAGAUGGACCUCCGAGUGUGUCUGAGAGGCACAGGGUGGUCUCUAAACCACUGGGGUCUGAGUUCAGCAGGGAGACUGCCUUGUCCAUUGGCCUUCAGGUGAUGGUGCCCUUCAUGUUUGCAGGACUGGGACUGUCUGGGGCUGGUAUGCUUUUGAACUAUUUCCAGCAUUGGCCUGUGUUUGUGGAGGUUAAAGACCUAUUGACGUUGGUGCCACCCCUGGUGGGCCUGAAGGGGAACCUGGAAAUGACGCUGGCAUCACGACUCUCCACUGCUGCCAACACUGGACAAAUUGAUGACACCCAAGAACAGCACAGAGUUAUCAGCCGUAACCUCGCCCUCAUUCAGGUGCAGGCCACCACUGUGGGGUUCCUGGCUGCUGUGGCCGCCCUGCUGCUGGGUGCUAUGUCUAGGGAGGAGAUGGACUUUGUGAAGGUGGAGUUGCUGUGUGCCAGAAGUGUCAUCACAGCCUUUCUCACCGCAUCUGCCUUAGGAAUGCUGAUGGUCUGCAUAGUAAUUGGUGCUCGGAAGCUUGGGGUCAAUCCAGACAACAACAUUUCCAUGCCCAUUGCUGCCAGCCUGGGAGACCUCAUCACGUUGUCCAUCCUGGCCUUUGUUAGCAGCUUCUUCUAUAAACACAAAGAUAAUCGAUACCUGAUGCUACUGGUCUAUAUCAGCUUCAUGGCCCUGAUCCCCUUGUGGGUCCUCAUUGUCAAGCAGAACCCACCCAUCAUGAGGAUCCUGAAGUUAGGGUGGUUCCCAAUCAUUCUAGCGAUGGUCAUCAGCAUUUUUGGAGGGCUCAUCUUGAACAAAACCAUUUCUAAACAGCAAUUCCAAGGCAUGGCCAUAUUUACUCCCAUCAUAUGUGGUGUUGGUGGCAAUCUAGUGGCAAUUCAGACCAGCCAGAUCUCCACCUUCCUGCACGUGUGGAGCACACCUGGUGUCCUACCCCUCUGGAUGAAACAAUACUGGCCUAACCCAUGCUCCACUUUCUGCACCUCAGGAGCCAUGGAGUCAUCACUAACUCAGCUCGUACCCUUGCCUAGGCCGCAACUUCCCACUCUGUUCCUGUGCUCAGGGAGAGCUAUCAGGCUCUGCUCCACCAAAGGAAAGAAGGCCUUGAGUCCCGGCGUACUUGGUGCUUGGACUGCUCUGUUAUGGAGGCAACCGAGAUUCCCCGAUUUGGAGGUGAGCAUCCAAGACUUUCCUGACCUGAUGCAUGGGUCUCAGAGUCUGAUUUCCCAGAGGACAUCUACUCCCCCUGUCCCUGAACCUUUGGUGGUGCCAUGGAGCCAUCACUGACCUGGCAGAAAUGGGUGGGCUGCAAUCUCCCGUUCUGCUCCUGUACUCAGGGAGAACUAUGAGGCUCUGCUCUACCAAAGGAAAGAAGGACUUGAGUUCCUGGGUGCUUGGUGCUUGGCCUGCUCUGCUAAGGAGGGUGAAGGGGAUCCAGCUUUCCUCACUGAUCUGCAUGACUGAGUCAGCAUUAGAAGAGCCUUUGCCAGGAAUGAUGGAACCAAGUCUUUGUUGCAGAUUCCUGAGCAACAGCCCUCAGAACCCCAUAGCUACAGCUCAAACACUGCUGCCUCCUUCAACUGAUGGGAAACAUGGCAUGGAUAAACCAGAAACCCCUGGCUCCUAAAGAAAGAAGGCAGGCUUCUUGCUGACAGGGAUCCCAGGUGUAAUCCUCCACAGUUCUCCCUUAGCCUAAGCCCACAGGCCUUUCUUAUUCUGAAUACAACCUGAUUGAUAGGAGACUGUGUUGAAUACUUCAUUCUCUAGUGUCUCCAAAUCAUGUGUGAUGAUGAACUCUGGCAGCGUGUGACUCCAUUGCCACCCCUGAGCCCUUUUGAUGAAAGUUUGCAUGGAAAAUAUUCUGAGACAGUAUCUCAGAGUAAUAUCCUCUUCUUUCAGCAUGGUGGUGUUUUAGUGUUGGUGAUAGAAGUGUUGCAUUAGGCUAUUCUCAAUAUGGUUCCAUAAUGAUGUGGCCCUCUCCAAACCCAGGGCAUGUGCAGGUGCCAAGGGAGAAUGCCUUGUGGGUAGGCUAAGGCGGAGUGGGGGUAGAUCCUACCUUCUGUGGACAAGGGAAAGGCAAGGUCGUGGUCUCUUUCCUUGGUUUCCCCCAUGCCAAUUUGAAUGAACACCUUUGACUCCCCUUAUUGUCAUUCCUCUCCUAUUUCUGCUUUCCUAAUUUGGUCUCAGUUCACACACAGAGACCUUGUGUCUGUCCCCUAUACCAACCAAGGGGUCUGGAGUGGAGGUGAGUUUCCAAGCUGUCCUGAGACAAUGUGGGGCUCACAGGGUCUGAUACCCCAGAGGACACCAACCCCCGCUGUCCCUGAGCCCUUGGUGCUGGGCAGGCAACUGUAUCUUGGGAAUGGAUAGUCUCAUGUACCUGCCCCUAAUGGAUGGAGCUACCGUCAUUCGGAAGAACAAAGAGAUCCAUGACUGGAUCAGCACACAAAAAGUCUUUUGAAUAUACACUGAGCCAAACCCUCAUUCUCACCUCUUGAUC
Molecule: messenger RNA, 2738 nt
Organism: Prionailurus viverrinus (fishing cat)
Lineage: Eukaryota; Metazoa; Chordata; Mammalia; Carnivora; Felidae
Gene: SLC41A3
Product: solute carrier family 41 member 3
Exons: 12
Coding region: 137-1525 (462 amino acids)
Biological process (GO): monoatomic cation transport
Cellular component (GO): plasma membrane
Molecular function (GO): monoatomic cation transmembrane transporter activity
Source: RefSeq, a predicted model, not a curated record